This is a messenger RNA of Camponotus floridanus (Florida carpenter ant), 1143 nucleotides long. RefSeq names its product ribosome biogenesis regulatory protein homolog. Bases 86 to 1084 code for a protein of 332 amino acids. NCBI's taxonomy places the organism in Eukaryota, Metazoa, Arthropoda, Insecta, Hymenoptera, Formicidae. Gene Ontology annotation, molecular function: protein binding. The record is from RefSeq and is a predicted model, not a curated record. Gene Ontology annotation, biological process: ribosomal large subunit export from nucleus; ribosomal large subunit biogenesis; endonucleolytic cleavage in ITS1 to separate SSU-rRNA from 5.8S rRNA and LSU-rRNA from tricistronic rRNA transcript (SSU-rRNA, 5.8S rRNA, LSU-rRNA). Gene Ontology annotation, cellular component: nucleolus; nucleus; preribosome, large subunit precursor. The transcript has 5 exons.
GCAUCAACUAACGGGCUGUGUUUCGAUAUGAACUGAUAACACGUGGUUAUAAUUAUAUAUUUUAUGUGAUUGUAAUUUAUAAAUAAUGGAUACCAAAUCAAUUACAACAUCAAUUCAAUCACAUAAAGAUGAUAAAGAUCUUGAUAUUGAUUUGGGAACUUUACUUGCAUCCGAUUAUAAUACCUUGGAUACGAAAACUCUCAAAUCGCAACCAAAUUCAUAUUUAAAAAGUUUGACAAGAGAUAAUGUCCAAUUAUUAAUUAAUAAAAUUUGGGAUUUGCCAGUAGAACGGGUAGAUGAAGUUAUAACAGCUACAUUGCCCAAGCCAGAAUAUGUAUUACCACGUUCGCGUGUUAUUCCAAAACCCAAACCUUUGACAAAGUGGCAGUUGUUUGCCAAACAGAAAGGCAUACAGACUAAAAAGAAGGGUAAAUCGAAACUGAAAUGGGAUGAGGAAUUAAAAGAAUGGAUACCAACAUAUGGUUAUAAACGAGCAAAAGCUCAGGAACAGAAAGAAUGGUUGAUAGAAGCUAAGGAUGAUGCUGAUUCAACUGUUGAUCCAUUUACUAAAGCUAAACAAGCUAAACAGGAAAAACAAUCCAAAAACGAAUUGCAAAGGCUUCGCAACAUAGCCAAAUCGAAAAACAUAAAACUACCAAGAGUCGGUCUGCCCACUAAAGACCACUUUCCAAAUUCUCAACACCUUUCUGAAGCUUUAACUAUAGCUCGUACAUCAACUGCAUCUGUUGGAAAAUUCCAGCCUAAGCUAUCAAAAGAGAAGGAUGCAAAGGGAAUUGCCAAGGAAGUACCUGGAAUGAAGAGAAAGAGGAAAGCACCCCCAUUAAAUGUUGUUGAGGAAAGACAUCAAAAUAAAAAUUUGGUGGAUGGCAUUUUAGAAAAGAAAACUAAAAUUCUCCAUGAAAAUUAUUCAACAGGGAUUACUGAGAUAAAACAAUCCUCUGCACCAACUAAUAAUAAAAAGAAAAAAAAUUCACUAAAACAUAGCAAAGGCGCUAGAAAACCAAAAGCAGGAAAAGGCAAACGAGACUUACACAAAAAAGUUGGUGGUAGAAAGCGAAGAUAAAUUGAGAUAUUUAAUAUCUAUUUGUAUGUAAUGAUGUGGCAAAUUAAAUUUUAUUAAUA